AUGAUCAUCUACGACGACAGGAGCUGGGUAGGAGUAAUUUUCACCUGGACCGGCAGUGUGCUGCCAGUUGUGUGGCCACGGAUCUUGUUGUUGGUUCUCGUGAUAUAUGCUGCCUACGAACUCCUGGGCUGGCAGCACUGGCGCUUCCACAUGAUGGAGGAGGCCGAGAAGAGUAUGCAGAUGCUUGGUGGGACAAUGUCCUUCCUUCUGAUCUUUCGGGCAAAUCAAGCCAACGCUCGGUAUUGGGAGGGGCGCACUUACAUUUCCCGCUUCUUUGAAGACAUCAGGGACUAUGUGAUGUUCUUCAACCUCUACGUUCGCGGCGGCCGAAAAACCGUCAACUGGGACUGUGGAAACAAGCUCGCAGUUAUUGAAGAAGAUGAGAACGAUGAGCUAGCAAGGAGGGCUCGCAUUACAGCUGUGCGACUGUGCGUGGCCUUCGCCGUGAUGCUGAAGACACAUACUCGGCUCCAGCAUUCGGGCUACUGCUUUGGCCGCAUUUCUCGCAGGACGAAGUGGGCCGUCGACUGGGACAGGUUCCGUUUGCACCAGCUCCUCAAGGACUGGGAGUUCCGCACUGUGGACGCCCACUUCAACAUCCUUUGCAGCCAAGCCACAACCCUCCAGGAGUUUGAACAACAGUUCCAGAGCUACGAUGAAGGCCCCCCUCCGGACUGGCCAUCACAUUUCAAAGUGAACACCGAGCCAGCUGCCAGAGCACAUCUAGCCUUGGCUUACCUCAUCAAGGAGAACCUUGUGAUGAACAUGAACGACGCCUUCAACUCCCUUCCGCAUGGUCUUAAGGAGCGCUUGGUGCCAUUAAUGGCCAGUCUCCUGAAGUCUGCUUUGGAUUCCUAUGAGGGUGUUACAGUAAUCAUCUCAACACCCCUGCCUUUACCAUAUGUUUGCCUUUGCAAGUUGCUCCUUACCGUGUGGAUGGUCCUCUUCCCGCUUACAGAGGAUCCUAGCCUUGGCUUGUUCGGCGGUGUCAUGGUUCCGAUCUUCGUGAUGCUUGCAUUGCUGGGUAUCGAUGCUAUCUCCACCGAGCUGGAGGACCCUUUCGGAGACGAUGCCAAUGAUUUGGAUAUCUCCGAGCACAUCGCGAGCCUGGAGUCGGAGGCCUUGGCUCUCUUGGAGCUCUCUGGCGACGUGAAGGCUCGUGAUGCCUUCGCGUGGCGCUGCUUGCCGCGGCUCAUUGCAGAAGAAAGCUGCAAGCCCAUAUACAGACAGCUCGUCCUCGCUGAGCUUGCAGGCGAGGAACUUGUGGAGGCAACAGGAGAGUCAGUUCGACUCAGCAUGGAUCGAGAUCACAUGGAUGAAUUUCGCGCGCCUUCCGCAGCGCCGGCUAGAUCCUACUCCGGCACACGUCUGGAUGAGGAUCCCUAA
Molecule: messenger RNA, 1386 nt
Organism: Symbiodinium necroappetens
Lineage: Eukaryota; Dinophyceae; Suessiales; Symbiodiniaceae
Source: the annotation of a GenBank genome assembly